Messenger RNA from Paramuricea clavata, 495 nucleotides. NCBI's taxonomy places the organism in Eukaryota, Metazoa, Cnidaria, Anthozoa, Malacalcyonacea, Plexauridae. The record is from the annotation of a GenBank genome assembly.
AUGGUGGAACUUCUGGGCGCAGCGGAAACAGGAAAUUUUCAGCAAGAAAAAAAGUUAGUGGAUCAUGGCGCUGAUGUCAAUUGGAAAAAUUAUAGUAAUAGUCCUAUUCACUCUGCAGUAUCCUCUGGUUCACUGGAAAUUGUCAAAUAUUUAGUUGAACAUGGUGCUGCUGAUGUAAAUUGUAAAAAUUAUCGUGUUGGUAGUCCUCUUCACUCUGCACCAUCAUCUGGUUCACUGGAAAUUGUCAAAUAUUUAGUUGAACAUGGUGCUGAUGUAAAUUGUAAAAAUUAUCGCUUUAUUACACAUCCUCUUCACUCUGCAGUAUCAUCUGGUUCACUGGAAAUUGUCAAAUAUUUAGUUGAACAUGGUGCUGAUGUAAAUUGUGAAAAUCAUGGUGUUGGUAGUCCUCUUCACUCUGCAGUAUCAUCUGGUUCACUGGAAAUUGUCAAAUACUUAGUUCAACAUGGUGCUGAUAUUAAUUCGAAAUGUUUGAAA